Fonsecaea erecta is the source of this 1242-nucleotide messenger RNA. RefSeq lists its product as hypothetical. Gene Ontology annotation, molecular function: arylesterase activity. The coding region runs from base 1 to 1242 and encodes 413 amino acids. Lineage: Eukaryota; Fungi; Ascomycota; Eurotiomycetes; Chaetothyriales; Herpotrichiellaceae. The transcript has 8 exons. The record is from RefSeq and is a predicted model, not a curated record.
AUGUCAUCUCCCGGUGCCUCCUCGCUCGCACAGCGGGCAAAGGCCAAUUGGGUCGUAACCGCCGUUGGGGGACUCGGGGUUCUGCUCAUUGCCCUCUUCCUUGCCAGUCCAACGAUACUCCUGGACCGCUAUGGCGGCCGUGUGCAAAGCAGGGAUCCCAAGACCCGAUAUCUGAGCCAUGGGGGUCUCAACAAUGAGCAUUGCUGGACAGAUCCUUCCGGCCAGACCUGUGAAGACGUCAAGAUCCACCACGAGACCAACACGGCCUUUCUUGCUUGCGGGGACCCCGUCGGUCGGUCUCAAUUCUACCCACCGAUCAACAACCACUGGACGUCCAAGCGAAAGGACUUUCGCGAAUAUUUCUUGAAGUAUGAUAUCAAGGGAAACAAGACCACCAGGAUGGAAGUCAAGGGCUGGGACGGGGACUUGAUCCUCCACGGAAUCGAUAUCUGGAGGUUUAAGGAUGACCCUACCAAGAUCCACAUAUUUGCCGUGAACCACGGACGCAAGGGCGAAUCAAUCACCGUCUUCUCGCACAAGCUGGGCACCAAUGUGCUCGAGUUCGUCAAGGAUAUCAGCCAUCCGGAGCUGAAGACGCCCAAUGCCGUAACCCCUUCCGGCCCGCUUUCAUUCUUCGCCACCAACGACCACUACUACUAUAACGGCAUCUUGCGAACCUUUGAAGACAAAUACGCGCCGUUCCACUGGGCCUCGUGGGUGAUUCACUGCGACGGCUCCGGCUCGAAGACGACGUGCCGGAAAGUCUCGGACGAUCUCCAAUAUGCGAACGGGAUCCUUCUGACCGAAGACGGCAAGACGCUGCUGGUCAAUGACCUCUACGAGGGCACGACGAUCGUGUACGAAGUUGAUCCGGUGACGAAGGAUCUGGUACUAGAGAGGAAAGUGAGACUGGGAGGCACGCCGGAUAACCUGGCCGAAAUCCCCACCAACGGAGACAUUGUCGUUCCAGUCUUCCCCAACCUGGUCACCCUGUUCAAGCGCGGCUUCGGACCCGGUGGCCUGGACUACGGCACGCUGUGCGAGUCCGCAGUGGUCCGGCUGGACAAAUCCAAGGGCUAUGCCCCGGAGCUGCUGUUCUGGGACGACGGUACGCAGUUGAGUGUCUUGACCGGAGCCGCGGUAGAUCCAUACAACAAGCGCCUCAUCGCGGGAGGAAUGUUUUCCAAGGCAUUCCUCGUCUGUGAUAUUAGCAACGACAAGACAGGGGUGGUCUUUGGUUGA